AUGUUGAAAAGAAAAAUAAAUUUAAAGCUUGUACAAAAGGCAGCAAUGUUCAUGGCUGGUUUUACACUGUACCAAUGCCUAAGAAUCGCACUAACAGCCUCGAGUUUCGCCCUUAAAAGGUUCUCAAUUCCGAGAAGAAAUGUGGAUAUUUUUAUCACAAAGAUCCACAAUGCAAUGGAAGUUGCAAUUUUUCUAGGAAUUCUACUAAUGACUCUGUAUAUACUGUUCACACCUAGAAAGUACGCUCAUUACAACAAUGUGAUCUCAGUAAUAACAAACUGGCUAGUUUGCAGCCUAUACUUUGUGGUUCUAUACGCCUACGCAGGAAACGGGAAAAUGGGCCACCUAACAAUUUACUACUGGGGUCUGGUACUAUCGGGAUUCGCGAUGGGAAUGAACCAGUCAAUAGUGAUGUCGGUGAGUGUGGAUAACAUUUCGUUUUUCGCAGGCGCAAUCCCGUUCGCAGGAGUUCAGGUCUCAGUCUACCACAUUCUGUUCCUCAAGUUUAACAGAGGUAGGGAGAACUACGACGUCGAGUACUGGAUCCUGGUGUACCAGAUAAUAUUCGCAAUAAUAAUAUCAGCAGUUGCAGCCACGCUCUGGACAGUGGGAUUUUUGGGUGAGUUCACAUCCAAAAGGAGAAGAAACAGUUUAAUUGAUAACACUGAAAUCCCUGCAAUUGUGAUUGCUGGUUCUGAUCAAAACUCAGCACAAAAUGAUAAAAAUAUGGAUAAACUUAACAAAAACGAUAGUGGCAGUGAUAUCUAUAGUGAAAUGGAUUCCGAUGUAAGGCUGGGACAAAAGGGACUAAAAGACCUGGAACGAAGGUCCAAGCGUGUAUAUAUAAGAGAUUUAACAAGAAGAUUAAGUAGAUCGUUGAGUUUCUUCGUGGAUUUGUCGUUUUACAAAUCAGUUUGUAAUGCAGCGUCACCAAUUCUAAUGAGCACAAUAGCAAUGGGUCUGGUGUACUUAGUGUUUCCAGCAAUUGCGCCCUACAGGUUCACAGACCUGGUUACUGCACACAGAAUAGACGUAUCCAUCCUCAUUACUUUCAUCGCCCCUGCACUCAUUAAUAUAAUCUUGUGCGCUUAUCACAUUGGACCUAAUUGUGACUGGAGCCUUAACAAGCACUGGCACUUCGUCUGGUUGUUUGCGAUCCCAUAUUUCAUCUGCAUAAUCCUCUUCUUCGUGCCUAUCCACUACCCUGAGUCCACAUUCGGGAAACUCAUGACUGGAAACACUUCUGUGCUUGCGACGGUGUGUUUCACCUUCUCACUUAGUCACGCAAUUCUAAAGACGGUAGGGUUUACUGGGGCCGGUGUUCAAAGCACAACCAUACCAAAUCCCACCAUCGUCAACAACACUGACAUCAGUUUCGGCCCCAAAGGGCCUGGAUUGUCGGAAAAGGAAGUUAAAAUUGCGAUGCAAAACUGCAAAAAGGACCGGAGCAGGAACGGACAAGUAUCGUCAUUUAACAUUUUGUUGUCUUACUUCUUCCUAGUGGUUUUCGCCUUUUUGGGCGAUGGCUACAUUAAGACCAUUAAGCUUUUUGAGCGUAAUCGCGACUUUUGGCCCACUUACGACAUGGGUUUCUUCGCUAGUACUGCCUUCUGGAUUAAAAAAUCGUUUAAGAGGGGUUUGAGAUCCUUCGGGGAAGUCUUCACUCUAGACGUCAGAGAUCAGCUUAUGACUUGA
This is a messenger RNA of Theileria annulata, 1695 nucleotides long. RefSeq names its product membrane protein family member, putative. The coding region runs from base 1 to 1695 and encodes 564 amino acids. The record is from RefSeq and is a predicted model, not a curated record. The transcript has a single exon. Lineage: Eukaryota; Apicomplexa; Aconoidasida; Piroplasmida; Theileriidae.